AUGCAUGACCUCAUCAAUGAUUUGGCUCAAGAUGUCGCAGGAGACAAAUGUUUUAGGUUCAAGAAUAAUUUGGAGUAUGGCAGGCAUAACAAGAUUUCGGACAAAGCUCGACAUUCAUCUUACGUUGGUAGCACUUAUCAAGGAAUCAAAAAAUUUAAAGUUUUUGAUGAUGCCAAAUGCUUACGAACAUUCUUAGAAUUUUUGCCACAACAACAAUUUCACUACGUAACGAGGUACUUGAUACAUGAUUUGUUGCCAAAUUUAAAAUGCUUACGCGAGUUGCGUUUGUGUGGUAUUGGUAUAAUUGAACUACCAUAUUCCAUUGGAGAUCUAAAGCACUUGCGGUACUUUGAUAUAUCCUAUUCUGGGAUUACACGGUUGCCUGAAACAGUGGUAACUCUCUACAAUUUACAAGUCUUGUUUUUGCAAUUUUGUUCUCGACUUCAGAAGUUGCCUCUAAACAUAGGGAGGUUGGUGAACUUGCGCCAUUUUGACAUGACUGGCGUGGAUAUUCCAUCAUCAGAAGAGAUGUCGCCACAUAUAGGUAAAUUAACUAGUCUCCAAACAUUGUCAAAUUUUAUAGUGGGUAACGAUUGUGGGCGUAAAAUAGGAGAGUUGAAAAACCUAUCGAACAUUCGAGGGGCAAUACACAUAUCAAGAUUGGAGAAUGUCGGUGGUGUUAAGGAUGCAAGGGAUGCCAAUUUUAUGUCUAAGGAGGAGUUAAAAGAGUUAUUGCUAGAAUGGGAUGAAUCUCACCGUUCGCAGAAUGACAUAGUUGAGAGGGAUGUGCUUGACGUGAUGAGACCUUUCAAAUUGUUGGAACGACUCACCAUCAUUGGGUAUGGCAGUACAAAAUUUCCAAACUGGGUUGGAGAUGUUUCAUACUCUAAAAUGGUGUUCAUGCGAUUAAAAGGUAGUAAAUAUUGCAUAUCUUUGCCACCACUUGGACAACUACCCUUGCUUAAAGACCUUUACAUUGAAGGAAUGAGUGCAAUAAAGUGCCUGGGUUGUGAGUUCUAUGGGCAGCAGUGUGGUGCCAAACCUUUCCCCUCUCUAGAGAGACUGAGCUUUAAGUUUAUGCCAGAAUGGGAGGAUUGGUCUGCUUUUGAAAAUGAGGGAGUUCAGCCGUUCGGUCAUCUCAGUGAGCUUUCCAUCAUAAAUUGUCCCAAACUUGUUGGAAGAUUACCAAAUGAUCUUCCUUGUCUCAAUUCUCUCAAAAUUGAUGGUUGUCCGCAGUUGUUGAUUGAUGUUUCGAGCCUCGUUCAGCCAUCACUUGUGUCCUUGUCAAUGAAUAAUGUUAUGCUCCCAAGCCUUCCAGCACUCUUAGGGACGAAGAACACGAUUGAACAUGGUUCCCUCACCUUGGAUAUUAGCCAUGUUACAGUUCUCGACUCCCUGUGUGAUCCAAGCACAACUGAUGCAGAGUUACUUGCUAAUGCAAUGUCUAAGCAUUUGACUUCAAUAACUGCUUUGAGCAUUUCUCAUGUUGAAAAACUGGCGUUCCUACCGACAUGGUUUACUCGAGAUUUGAGGGAACUCAAGAAAUUGGACAUUAGCAACUGCCAAGAACUCAUAACAUUGUCGCGGAAUAAGGGGCUGCCUUUUGUGAGAGUCUGA
Camellia sinensis is the source of this 1617-nucleotide messenger RNA. The record is from RefSeq and is a predicted model, not a curated record. NCBI's taxonomy places the organism in Eukaryota, Viridiplantae, Streptophyta, Magnoliopsida, Ericales, Theaceae.